Messenger RNA from Mastomys coucha (southern multimammate mouse), 5797 nucleotides. RefSeq names its product glutamate metabotropic receptor 5 (gene Grm5). The transcript is spliced from 11 exons. Lineage: Eukaryota; Metazoa; Chordata; Mammalia; Rodentia; Muridae. Gene Ontology annotation, molecular function: G protein-coupled receptor activity involved in regulation of postsynaptic membrane potential; adenylate cyclase inhibiting G protein-coupled glutamate receptor activity. Gene Ontology annotation, biological process: G protein-coupled glutamate receptor signaling pathway; regulation of synaptic transmission, glutamatergic; trans-synaptic signaling by endocannabinoid, modulating synaptic transmission. Gene Ontology annotation, cellular component: postsynaptic density membrane. The coding region runs from base 853 to 4464 and encodes 1203 amino acids. The record is from RefSeq and is a predicted model, not a curated record.
CAAUAGACUGUCUUCUCCCAAUAACUGUCAGGAGUUUCGUACUAUCUUCAGAGAGAAGCUGAUUAUGUACCUGCUCCCCAGCUUUUCUCUGAGUGACAUGCCACCCACGCCUCUCAGCACAGCUCCUGCUUCUUCUCUAUCUCUGGGUGGGAAUGAGCUAGAGAGGAAGUCCAAGACCGCCCUGGCUUGAACCCUGAAACCAAGAGGCUUUAGGAGCAGUGUUCACUCACUGAUCCAAGGCUAGCCAGCGGUCCCUAGUCACACUCUGCAGGAGUAGGAGCCAGCCCAGCAUUGCGCUUCCAGCUGCGUCUGCCCGGGCGCAGCACGUGCUCCAGGCGCUGGCGCGAGAGAGCGAGCGCCACCACCGCGGGCCCGCAGCCGUUCUGCUGGCUGCCACUACCGCUUCGAUCGCAGCCACUAGCGCUUCUGCAGCAGCCAAGGCCGCUACGAAAGCGCAGGGAGCUUGUAAGGAGCGGCUGUCCAGAGGAACAAGGCUCAGGGAGCGCACCUGGUGAUUUCACUCAAAUUCUUGGUUUAGAAAAAAAGGACUUCUGUAUGUUAAUGCCUUCCACAUUUUUCUACAAUUCAGACAUCUCUCGAGAAACUCAGCCUAGUAUAUCCAGCUGUUUUGUCCACAUAUGUUCAUAAAUUCUAGUUAUGAAUAUUCUGAUCACAUGGAUGGAUCUAACUCAACACUUUCUGAGGACCUUGUUAUUUUUUAGAGAGUAUAUCUAAAUUGCUGCCUAAUUCUUCAAUGCAACAUCCAUCACAGGACAUCAUUUGACUGUACCUAUUGGAAAUCUGAGUUUCCUCCAUCAUGAUGUCUUUAUUAGCUUGAAUUCCUUUCCUAAAAUGGUCCUUCUGUUGAUCCUGUCAGUCCUACUUCUGAAAGAAGAUGUACGAGGGAGUGCACAGUCCAGUGAGAGAAGGGUGGUGGCUCACAUGCCAGGUGACAUCAUUAUUGGAGCUCUCUUCUCGGUCCACCACCAACCAACUGUGGACAAAGUUCAUGAGAGGAAGUGUGGGGCAGUCCGUGAGCAGUAUGGCAUUCAGAGAGUGGAAGCUAUGCUGCAUACCUUAGAAAGGAUCAAUUCAGAUCCCACACUCUUGCCCAACAUCACACUUGGCUGUGAGAUAAGAGAUUCCUGCUGGCAUUCCGCUGUGGCCCUAGAGCAAAGCAUUGAGUUUAUAAGGGAUUCCCUCAUCUCUUCAGAAGAGGAAGAAGGCUUGGUACGCUGUGUAGAUGGCUCUUCUUCCUUCCGCUCCAAGAAACCCAUAGUGGGAGUCAUUGGGCCGGGCUCAAGUUCUGUGGCUAUUCAAGUCCAGAACUUGCUCCAGCUUUUCAACAUACCUCAGAUUGCUUACUCUGCAACCAGCAUGGAUCUGAGUGACAAGACUCUAUUCAAGUACUUCAUGAGGGUUGUACCUUCUGAUGCCCAGCAAGCCCGAGCCAUGGUUGACAUAGUGAAGAGAUACAACUGGACUUACGUCUCAGCUGUGCACACAGAAGGCAACUAUGGAGAAAGUGGGAUGGAGGCGUUCAAAGAUAUGGCAGCGAAGGAAGGGAUUUGCAUCGCCCACUCUUACAAAAUUUACAGCAAUGCUGGGGAACAGAGCUUUGACAAGCUGUUGAAAAAACUCAGAAGUCAUUUGCCUAAAGCCCGGGUGGUAGCCUGCUUCUGUGAAGGCAUGACAGUUCGAGGUCUACUCAUGGCCAUGAGACGUUUGGGGCUAGCAGGGGAGUUUCUACUUCUGGGCAGUGAUGGCUGGGCUGACAGGUAUGACGUGACAGAUGGGUAUCAGCGAGAAGCUGUUGGUGGAAUUACAAUCAAGCUCCAGUCUCCUGAUGUCAAGUGGUUUGAUGAUUAUUAUUUGAAACUCCGGCCAGAAACAAACCUCAGAAACCCUUGGUUUCAAGAAUUUUGGCAGCAUCGUUUUCAGUGCCGGCUGGAAGGGUUUGCACAGGAGAACACCAAGUACAACAAGACUUGCAACAGUUCUCUGACUCUGAGAACGCAUCAUGUUCAAGAUUCCAAAAUGGGAUUUGUAAUCAAUGCAAUCUAUUCUAUGGCUUACGGACUUCACAACAUGCAGAUGUCCCUAUGUCCAGGCUACGCAGGGCUCUGUGAUGCAAUGAAGCCAAUUGAUGGGCGGAAACUUUUGGACUCCCUGAUGAAAACGAAUUUUACUGGAGUUUCCGGAGAUAUGAUCCUAUUUGAUGAAAAUGGAGACUCUCCAGGAAGGUAUGAAAUAAUGAAUUUCAAGGAAAUGGGAAAAGAUUAUUUUGAUUACAUCAAUGUUGGAAGUUGGGACAAUGGGGAGUUAAAAAUGGAUGAUGAUGAAGUGUGGUCCAAGAAAAAUAGCAUCAUCAGAUCUGUAUGCAGUGAACCAUGUGAGAAAGGCCAGAUAAAGGUGAUCCGGAAGGGAGAAGUCAGCUGUUGCUGGACCUGCACACCUUGUAAGGAGAAUGAGUAUGUGUUUGAUGAAUACACCUGCAAGGCAUGCCAGCUGGGGUCCUGGCCCACUGAUGACCUGACAGGUUGUGAUUUGAUCCCAGUUCAGUAUCUCCGCUGGGGUGAUCCUGAGCCCAUUGCAGCUGUGGUGUUUGCCUGCCUUGGUCUGCUAGCCACCCUGUUCGUUACUGUAAUAUUCAUCAUUUAUCGGGACACUCCAGUCGUCAAGUCUUCCAGCAGGGAGCUCUGCUACAUUAUCCUUGCUGGCAUCUGCCUGGGCUACUUAUGUACCUUCUGCCUCAUUGCGAAGCCCAAGCAGAUUUACUGCUAUCUUCAGAGAAUUGGCAUUGGUCUCUCUCCAGCCAUGAGCUACUCAGCUCUUGUAACCAAGACUAACCGUAUUGCAAGGAUUCUAGCUGGCAGCAAGAAGAAGAUCUGUACCAAAAAGCCCAGAUUCAUGAGUGCCUGUGCUCAGUUAGUGAUCGCUUUCCUUCUCAUCUGUAUCCAGUUGGGCAUUAUUGUGGCCCUUUUUAUCAUGGAGCCUCCGGAUAUAAUGCAUGACUAUCCAAGCAUUAGAGAAGUCUACUUGAUUUGUAACACCACCAACCUAGGGGUUGUUACCCCUCUUGGAUACAAUGGAUUAUUGAUUUUGAGUUGCACGUUCUAUGCGUUCAAGACCAGAAAUGUUCCAGCCAACUUUAAUGAGGCCAAAUAUAUUGCUUUCACCAUGUACACAACCUGCAUCAUAUGGCUCGCCUUCGUGCCGAUCUACUUUGGCAGCAACUACAAAAUCAUCACCAUGUGUUUCUCGGUCAGCCUCAGUGCUACAGUGGCCCUGGGUUGCAUGUUUGUGCCAAAGGUGUACAUCAUCCUAGCCAAACCGGAGAGAAAUGUGCGCAGCGCCUUCACAACCUCUACAGUGGUGCGCAUGCAUGUAGGAGAUGGCAAGUCAUCAUCCGCUGCCAGCAGAUCCAGCAGCCUAGUCAACCUGUGGAAGAGGAGGGGAUCCUCUGGGGAAACCCUAAGGUACAAAGACAGGAGACUGGCCCAGCACAAGUCGGAAAUAGAGUGUUUCACCCCCAAAGGGAGUAUGGGGAAUGGUGGGAGAGCAACAAUGAGCAGCUCCAAUGGAAAAUCCGUGACUUGGGCCCAGAAUGAGAAGAGCACCCGGGGGCAGCACCUGUGGCAACGACUGUCUGUCCACAUCAACAAGAAGGAGAACCCAAACCAGACAGCGGUCAUCAAACCCUUCCCCAAAAGCACAGAGAGCCGCGGGCCGGGUGCAGGGGCAGGUGGUAGCUCCAGCCCUGGUGCAGCUGGUGCUGGUAGCACAGGAUGCACAGCGACAGGUGGCCCGGAGCCACCCGAUGCCGGCCCCAAAGCCCUUUAUGAUGUGGCAGAGGCAGAGGAGCGCUUCCCCGCGGCUGCCCGGCCGCGCUCGCCAUCACCCAUCAGCACGCUGAGCCACCUCGCGGGCUCGGCGGGCCGCACAGAUGAUGAUGCUCCUUCGCUUCACUCGGAGACCGCUGCACGCAGCAGUUCAUCCCAGGGCUCGCUCAUGGAGCAGAUCAGCAGCGUGGUAACGCGCUUCACCGCCAACAUCACCGAGCUCAACUCCAUGAUGUUGUCCACCGCGGCUGCUCCAGGGACCCCUGGAACUCCCAUCUGCUCCUCCUAUCUGAUCCCCAAAGAGAUUCAGCUGCCCACUACCAUGACGACCUUCGCAGAGAUCCAGCCGCUGCCGGCCAUAGAAGUGACUGGAGGAACUCAGCCGGCGACAGGGCCAUCACCUGCCCAGGAGACGCCCGCAGGAGCUGAAGCCGCCCCAGGAAAACCGGAUCUGGAAGAGCUGGUGGCCCUCACUCCGCCAUCACCCUUCAGGGACUCGGUGGACUCCGGGAGCACCACCCCAAAUUCUCCAGUCUCCGAAUCGGCCCUGUGCAUCCCAUCCUCUCCCAAAUAUGACACUCUCAUCAUCAGAGAUUACACGCAGAGUUCUUCCUCGUUGUGAGCCACUGGAAACUUCCCUGGGAUAGGCCUGAACAGCAGACCUCGGUGUUCACAGAUGGGUGCAGCGUCACCCAUAGUCACCCCAACAAAGAAGAACCUGAGGUGAAAAGUGCCAAGGGUGCACACGGUGGAGACAUGAGAUCAAUAGUGCUAUUUUAUGACAGCCGAUGACGACACCAACUACACAUCUUCUGGCAGAUUAUCUUCUAGUGGCCUUAGAAAACAUGGGCUUUUAAGAAACACUGCUUCUAUUUUUGGAGUGCUGACCAGAAGUGGAUUAAAGCAGUUACAAUACCAAGUGCUUUGCUCCGAGGCAGCAACAAGUGUGAAGCAACAUCCUGAACAGUGAAAAGUGGAGCUAAUAAGCAACUGUGGACAGUCUUGUUUGUUUACUUCAUUUUCCCAGAAGAGUCUUUGAUUCACCAAACAUUGAAUGUACAUUUUCUAACUAACUCGAAAAAUCUGGGACCAAAAAGUCAACCUUUCUGGUUUUUUUUUUUCCCUUCCUUCCCUGGUCCCUACAUUUAAUAGACCUUGAGAAGCUAGUAGUAACUAGGGCCCAGUAUUUGCUGAGCUUGUGAGUCUCCUGAGUAACACAAACGGGUAGUGAGUGUUGUGUUAAUAUACAGAGAGUUUCUAGCAGAGACUUUCCAAACAGGCUGUUAGAUACUCUUCCAAAAGCCUGCAUCCUGGAUUCCAUUAACCAAGAAAACCAGUGCAAGAUUUCUGGACUAUUUCACCAUGUUGCCAAUCAAUACUGGAGUAGCAAAAAAAAUAAUAAUAUUUUCUGGAACACUGUUUUUUAAUUCCCUCACUGGGGUGCAUUGUGUAGCUGGAAAAUCUCUUUGUAGUAAUAAUUUGUGAGCUAUAGCCUGGCUCUCUUUCAUGAUACACAAGCACUCCUUAUAAAUACCCUUCUGUGAGUGCUGCCAGCUCAAACAGUAAGAUACGCAAUGAGCUUCCUUCUUUCUUUAUUUGAGAACCUGUUAUACAGAGAGAUCCUCUGUUGUUGGUGGCUGUUUUGCCCCCAGUCCCACCUCUGGAAGAGUGGUCCAUAGACCUGAUGAAUAUGUUACAACUGGAGGGACUGAUGUGGAAAUUAAUCAGAGGAACAAAAUCUCAAUACAGGAAAGUCAGCAUAGCAAGUGUUUUUGCUAUGGUCAUAAAAGUAAUGAUUUUAUCUUUUCUUGGCUGCGUACAUGGGGCAGCUAUGAACUAUGACAAAUGUAGAUUUUUUUCAAAGCAAUACAGAAUACUAAAACAGAGGAACCUUAAUAUCAACUACAGUCUUUCUCAGCCAUUCCAAUAAAAAAUAAAAAUAAAAAAAGGCAAAG